Messenger RNA from Cyclocybe aegerita, 2118 nucleotides. The record is from the annotation of a GenBank genome assembly. NCBI's taxonomy places the organism in Eukaryota, Fungi, Basidiomycota, Agaricomycetes, Agaricales, Hemipholiotaceae.
AUGUCCUCAUCCUCGUCACAAACCCAUGAACGUCAGAAGACUGCAGAGUUUGUCGAGUGGAAGUGCAACGAGAAGCCCUACAAGUGUCCCCUGGCUUCAGAGGAAAAGGAUCCAUGGACAACAUUGCUCGCACCAUUACUCGAAAAGGACGCUGCCCGCUGCCACGCAUGGAAGGAAGAAGUUCAGAAUCUACUUAUUUUUGCAGGUCUUUUCUCAGCCGUUGUAACGGCUUUCAUAAUCGAUGCAUACAAAACCCUCGAAGAAGACCCAAACGAAGCAUUUCGAUUAUAUAUCAUUGGUCACCUCGGACCUGCGCCACAGGUUGUAACAAUUCCAUCCUCCGAUUUCUCGCCAACGCCGUCAAACGUCCGCAUCAACACCCUUUGGUUUCUCAGCCUUGUCUUCAGCCUUGCCACUGUUCUUAUUGGCAUUGUCUCUCUCCAAUGGCUAAGGGAACACCAGCGUCCACGGAAAGACCUCGAACCCCAAAUCGCAUUCGCCCUCCACAACAUGCACAUUGAAGCCCUCGAUAGGUGGUAUUUCCCACAUAUAUUCACCAUCCUCCCACUUCUUCUCCAAAUCGGCCUCGUCCUUUUCCUUUGCGGGGUCGUGGACCUCCUUUGGAGCUUGAACGCCACCGUUGCUAUUUGGGUCUCUAUCGCCACAGGAUUGACACUGCUCUUCUUGCUGAUCACAACUGCGCUUCCUACACUGCAAAACCUCUCGCUCUUUCUACCCCGAUGGCAGACCAGUGAUCAACCUCGCGCUCCAUGCCCGUACAAAUCACCGCAGUCAUGGGCGUUCCACCAGCUCGUGGCUUUCAUUCUGGAUUGCGGCAUGCAGACAGGCUCGGCCCCGCCAGAAGCAUAUAGGAGAAUGGAUGCUUGCACUAUAACAUCAGCGACAAAUCGGAAAGGCUGGUGGCAGAAUAUGCCCCGUGCAACUGCUUUCAUUUUUCGCAAGAAGAAGGGCGACACAUGGCUCGAACAUGGAAUAGCCUGGCUCUUCCAACGAGACCUCGACUAUGUGCAGGAUGGCCCUGACUCCAAUGCGCCUGUUGCAAGGAUGAAGGAGCGGCCUAUCCCUCUCUACGAUGCCGUACAGGGACUACUGGAUUCCAAAAGGAGCAUGUCCCCCGAAGCACAAAGAGAACGAAGUACAGUGGACCACUGUUUUGAGCAAAUAAUGGCAUUGAAUACUAUGGAAGGCAGUCCAUACCCCACUCUCCUGUACCGGCUGGCUCAGUCUCAGCCUCUAACAUUUGGGUUACCAUCAGGCAUACAACUUCUCAGUAUGGAGGUACUCCACGACCAGACCCUCCUGAUGCUCUACUCACGUGGCGACUCUUUCGACAAUAUCCCUCGGAGUAUGAUUCCACAAGUAGUUGAGAUAUGCAUCCGCCUGACAGAAUGGAUAUAUGGUCAACCGGAACCUCGGCGAUACGAUUCUACGGGGGUGGUAGUGCCACAUAGUCUCCCAGUUCAGUGGAUUAGUCGACAAUUGGACAUGGGCAUUGUUAAUGGCUAUUUAGUACAAAAACCGGUCCUUACCACUCUCUGCGCCUUCUUUCAUACUGCCACGAUACUUCACCCCAUUCGCGACAAUUUGCUCAGCAGGACCAUGCACACCAACACGUACGCACGUCAAUUCAUUUUCUGGGCCACAACAGUCAUUGCUCGGGAAGGUGAUGCUUCCCCGUGCGACCCACUCCUGGAUUUCAUCACCAUCUAUCUCCGCAACUUCCUCAACAGUACUUCGCCGCAAUCGGACACCACCGACUACGUGUUUUAUACGGCGUUCAUAUUUUCCCAUGCCCUACUCUUUCGCACCGACAACGUGACCGAGCCCCUUGCUGAGCUGAUCCUUGUGCUUCGGGAGUACCGCAGGCGCUUUGAACCGGCAGCGGAAUUAUCCCGCUCCCUCGCGCUGAAUCAUCCCCAAUACAAGUGGGACAACUUCUGCGCGACCUCUGAAGCGUUUAGCGUCUUGUUCGCACCGACACCCAGCUUUGAGUCUAACGAGACUCAUUCAUCUGGUAACACACGUGUUCCAGGAGAGCAAGACGUUCGGCCAGGCGAUUCCGUCAUCGAGAUACCCUCAACAUCGACAACAGAGUAA